GGAGGGAGUCUGGGAGAGGAGAGCCCCUUGGGAGAGCCAGCCAGUUUCUGUGCAGCCUUUACUGGGGGUGGUUGUGACGCGUGGUGAGAGAAGUGGGUGAAACUGCACGAGACUUUGUUAUCUGUAUCCCACGGACGGACGCUCCCGGACACCUACCUGUAUUAUGGUAAGUGACACCUACCUGGAGAUCCUUAGAGGCGGCAGCAGCAGGGGGCGAGGAGGAGGGCGUGCUGAUGACAGGAGAAGCUAGGAUGAGGACACGUGGCAGUAACUGUACAUACAAAUGGCGGGGCCACGGUGGGUAGAGACUGUCUUCAAUAAGCGAGAGUGCAUCAAAUUCAUCCCGAGCAGCAAGGACAACGCGAGGCCUGGAAGAAGUGUGUUGGAAUGUUGCUGUGGGCAACUGUGGCAGUGUCACCGCGAUGGGUCGCCAGCCACCCUGCGGCACGGAGAAGACUUGCACUGGAGUCCAUCACGGCACACACAGCUCCUCCCCACAGACGCCUAUGGCAUCCUCGAGUUCCAGGGCGGUGCACACCCCACCAAGGCUCACUAUAUUCGGCUGGCCCACGACACUCGACCCGACCACACACUGCAGCUCCUGACCGGGGAGUGGGGCCUCGACCUGCCCAAGCUACUCAUCACCGUGCAGGGCGGCAAGGCAAACUUUGACCUGCAGCCCAAACUGAAGAAGGUCAUCAGGAAGGGUCUGCUGAAGGCUGCCAAGACAACGGGCGCUUGGGUCUUCACCGCUGGCACAAAUACAGGAGUCACCAGGCAUGUGGGCGAGGCGCUGGUGACAGAGAGCUCACUGAGGGUUCGCAGCGGCCGCCUGGUGAGUGUGGGCAUUGCACCGUGGGGCAUCAUUGAGCGACGACAGGACCUCGUCGGGCACAACAAGGAUGUCCCGUACCACCCCAUGAAUUCCCCCAAAUCAAAAUUCGUUGCCCUAAACAAGCACCACACCUUCUUCCUCCUGGUGGACAAUGGGACGGUGGGCAAGUAUGGGCCAGAGCUCAUCCUGCGCAGGAAGCUGGAAAACUAUAUCUCAAAGCAGAGAAUUGAAACUCGCGGCGGCUUGGCAACUCCUGUGGUGUGUGUUGUGAUCGAGGGCGGCCCGCAGACCAUCCGGCAGGUGUUGGAGUAUGUCACUGACUCCCCGCCCGUCCCUGUUAUUGUUUGUGACGGAACAGGACGAGCAGCUGACAUACUGGCAUUUGUACAUAAAUAUACUUUCUCAGGUCUCAACAUGAUAGAAGGAAGUCGGGAAACUGUGAUCAUGACUCUUGGGCGAGUGUUUGAGCUGCGGCCGGUGCAGGCGGAGAAGCUCUAUAUGGAAGUGCUGCAGUGCAUGCGCAAGAGAGAUCUGAUUACUGUUUUCCGCCUCAAAGAGGGCUCAGAGCUGGACCAGAGCAUCCUGUCGGCUCUGCUCCACGCCCAGCGCCUCAACCCCCCGGAGCAGCUGUCCCUCGCCCUCACCUGGAACAGAGUGGACAUAGCGAGGUCACACGUCUUCAGUGAGGACGUUGAGUGGUCCAAAGGUUCGCUUGAGCAGGCCAUGAUGGACGCUCUAGUGAACGACCGCAUUGAGUUUGUGAAGCUCCUCCUCGAGCAAGGUGUUAUCAUGAACAAGUUCUUGAGUAUCCAGAGACUUGAAGAACUGUAUAACUCAGUGAGUACAAUGGACAAAAGUGGUCCUUCAAACACGUUGCGCUACAUCAUUCGUGACGUGAAGAAGAACAUUCCUCGGGACUAUCGCUACACUCUAAUAGACAUCGGCCUCGUCAUCAACAAGCUGAUGGGCGGUGCUUACAGAGCUUACUACACGAGGAAAAAAUUCCGCACCGUCUAUGAAAACAUGCUGAUGAGGUCGCCGCGCCUCCAUCGUAACAACAGCAGCAUCUUCCAGGCCAGCAAGUCUCUGCUGCAGAAGAACCCAAACAGCUCGCCCAAGUCCUACAUCAGCCAGGAUGACUUGAGCUCAAAGUUUGAGUUUGACUACCCCUUCAGUGAACUCCUGGUGUGGGCCGUGUUGACCAAGAGGCAGGGCAUGGCAAUGUUGAUGUGGCAGCACGGCGAGGAGGCCAUCGCCAAGGCGCUCGUGGCGGCCAAACUGUACAAAGCCCUGGCACAUGAGGCCGCCGAUGAUGACCUGGAAACAGAGGUGUACGAGGAGCUGAAGGGAUACGCCAAGGAGUUUGAGGCUUUAGCCUUGCAGGUAAUGGACUACUGUUACCGCCAAGAUGAUGACCGGGCGCAGCAGCUCUUGACUUACGAAUUAAGGAAUUGGUCUAAGCAAACGUGUCUGUCUCUGGCCGUUGCUGACAACCACCGCGCUCUGCUGUCACACACCUGCUGCCAGAUCCUCCUGGCUGACCUCUGGCUGGGGGGGCUGCGAACAAGGAAAAACACUAACAUUAAGGUAAUGCUGAGUCUGCUGUUCCCGCCACUGGUCCUGCUAUUGGGGUUCAGGAGUGGUGAGGAGUUGAAGACGAUGCCACAGACGCGUGAGGAACACCAGUACGAUGAUCCCGAAAGGUCCUCAGACUCCGAGAGCGACACAGACUCGGACGAUGAGAACAUGGACCUGAGGAACGAUCAUGAUCCUGAGUCAGUCUUCAGAAUCUCAGUGCAUGUACAUCUACCACCACCACCACCACUACCACCAUUCCCAGUGGCAAAAACAACAACAACAAUAACAACAACAACAAUAACGAUGGCAAUAACGACGCUUCAGUAUGUGCAGGCACCACUAUGCAACAGCAACAGUGCCGGGCCCAUCACCAGCACUCUCAUUGUGCCGCCGCCCCCUGACGCAUCCUUGGCCGCCGAUGAGCACCACACCUCCAUCAGGCAGAAUGGGGUGUCUGGUGGCCACCUGUCUGUCCUGGACUCUUCCGUCUUUCUCAACGGCCGCUCAAAGCAACUCCCAGCAAGAAUCAAAUUUUAUGAGUUCUACAAUGCUCCCAUUACCAAAUUCUGGGCCCAUUCUAUAGCUUACGUCUUCUUCCUGUGUCUGUACACCUACGUUGUGCUGGUGAGGCUCCCUAAGCAGCCGGAGUGGAUGGAGUGGUAUGUCAUUGCCUAUAUAUCCACACUCAUCCUGGAGAAAGUGCGAGAAAUACUGUCGACGGAACCAGUAGAAUUAAAGCAGAAGAUUGCUGUGUGGUCAGACAAGCUGUGGAAUGUGUGUGAUCUGGUGUUUGGGGUGCUGUUCAUGAUCGGCCUGACGCUGAGGCUGCAGGACCAGACCAUGCAGGCCGGCCGGGUGAUCUAUUGUGUUGAUAUUAUUUACUGGUAUUUAAGAAUCCUUGAGAUCUUGUCUGCCAACAAGUACCUCGGUCCCCUGGUGAUGAUGAUGGGCAAGAUGAUAAAAAACAUGGCCUACUUUGUGGUGCUGCUGCUGGUGGUGCUGAUGGCCUUCGGGGUGUGUCGGCAGAGCAUCCUGUACCCCAACGAGGAGCCUCACUGGCGCCUCGCACGUCACAUCUUCUACCAGCCAUAUUUUAUGUUGUACGGAGAAGUGUUUGCCGGAGACAUUGACCCCGACUGUGGAGGCGAAGGUGAGAUCCCCUGCCACCCUGGCCGCUGGCUGACUCCGACAGUCAUGUCCAUGUACCUCCUGGUGGCCAACAUCCUCCUCAUCAACCUACUCAUCGCCGUCUUCAACAACAUCUUCCAGUCCGUCAAUGCAAUCUCUCACCAGGUGUGGAUGUUCCAGAGAUUUCAGGUUGUGAUGGAGUUUGAAGGCAAGCCCGUCUUCCCCCCGCCCCUCAUCAUCUUGUCACACGUCCACCGAGUCAUCAAGUACAUCUUCAGGAGGUGGAAGGGCAAGCCGCUUCUCUAUGACAAUGGCCUUAAGUUGUUCCUCGAUGGGGAGUCUCUAGAGCGGCUGCAUGACUUUGAAGAGGAGUGCAUGGACGGCUACAACAGGGAGAGGGACCAGAGGGAGCAGAUGAGUACUGAGGAACGAGUGCGAGUGAUGGCAGAGCGCACCGAGGGACUGGCGCAGAGAAUCGAAGACAUGCAUAUCAAAUUCAUCGGAGCAAUGACAUCAGUGAAUAACCUUGACUUCCACAUAAAGAGACUCGAGGAAACGGUGGAGCAGACCAAGAACAGUUACGCCGUGGUCCAUCGCUUCAUGACGAGCCACGUGAAGCGGAGGCGGUCCACGUCUCCUUGCUCGGGUUCUGGCACGCCAAAGUCUGACGGUGGCUGUACCUCUCGCUCCGUGUCCCAGACGAGCCUGCACCAGAUGCUUGAGGAGACUGAGAAACUGAUGAGCAGACGGCACACUCCUGACGAAGAGCUGAGUGACAGGGAAGUGAGUGACACAACGGAUGCUGAACCUGAAGGGUCUCAACACCGGCUGUCUCCCAAGCCUGGACACUUUGAAGUCAGCCACAUCGGCAUUCUAGAAGGCCUAAAGCUUGACUCAGCAAAGGUCUCCAGUGCCAGGCAUCCCAGGCGGCAUAGUCGACGUAAGCAGAGGUUAGAUUCUGAGUCAGGAAGUUCCCAGGGCCGUGCGUCAAGGGAACGAAGAUCCUCUGGUAGCCGAAAGAGCAGUAUUCGCAAGUCUUCCAAUGUAUCUGGGGAUAUGAAGCCACUGUUCGGUCCUAAAGUGUGCUUCAUAGAUGACACUGAAGUGAUCCCUGGGCACCAUGUACAUCACCCGCCUCCAAAAUAUGAGAGGUGUCUCUCUAACCCAGCCCAGCCCAUUAUACAGGUCAUCCCACCAUCGUCACCUCCACAGAUCUUCACCUUCGCCAGCGAAUACACAAGUCUGGCGGAUGAGCUGGAGACAGUCUGCAUGGCCCGGCUGUCUCCGCCCUCCUCCCCGCGGCUACACUACCAGAGUCAAGGGGCUCCACAAAUCCGUCGGCGCUUCCUGUCAGAAACUGCUGGAAUUUCCAUCACAAUAAGCCCCAACCCAUUACGGGAUGCUGAGGAGGCAGACUACCAGCUGAUGGAAGGUUUGAUUCAGAGAAGAAUGCACAGAGACUCGGAGAACUUGGCCAUUUCCUUGGAGGACCUCUGUUCAGUCAGGACGGAUUUCUCAGACAAUGAAGAGGGAUUGACUCCUCACCCCAACAGGAGAGACUCAAGGGUGAUAGACCUACGAAAGAGACACAGUACAACAAGCAUCGAUGCCACCCUGCCUGACAUGCUGUCAGUCCCAGGCUCCAUCCCUCUCACCUCCCCGCGCAUCCUCACCCCCACAGGCCGCAGAGCCUCUUUCCUCUGCAGCGAGAACACCCGGCUGGCCCUCUCCCAGCCCAACAGCCCCAGCACCCGCCGGUCUUCCAUACACGGGGAUAUGCGCCAACACUGGGCUUCCUCAAGUGCCCUGCCAGCAUCUGAGGCCUGGCAGAGAGCAACGUCAAGGUCUCCCCGUCCACACUCACCCCCAUGCAUGAUGCCUCAGGUCGUAACAAGUCAGAGUUCACCGGAACCCUCGUGUCAGUCUGAUAGCCAGCCCUCUAUGUCAACGCUGCAGGUCCCGGCUGUCAAGGAAUCCGAGGUGCGGCCCAAAGAUUCCAUCACUGAAACUGAGUGUUAAUCUUUAGGCGAGAAUGUCAUAUACUCCGCACAGCCGUAAGUCAUAAGAUAUCAGUGUAAUACAAAAAAUUAGUUCAGUAUUUUAAAAGGAUAAAUGUCAAUGAUCAUUAUAUACUACAGAGAGAAAUAGCUUUUAUGGGUAACUUUUUAUUACAACUUCGUACUUUUAGUGUUGAUGAAUUUCUCCUGAUAGAGCUAGACUCAGACUUAUGUGAAGCUUGAUUUGAUUGAGUCUCUCCUUGAAUGGCUUUGAUUCUUUUAUUAGAAGUGAGCCAUAAAUACUUAAUUAUCUUAAUUUAUUCAAUGAGCAAUAAUGGUGCAAUGCUGUAUGAAAGUAAUUUAAGAGUGUCUGGAACUGUAGUUUUUAAUGAGUGAUAUUACCCGGCAGUUCCAGAGCCAUUACGAAAGAAUAAGUUAAGCUUGAAAAAAGUUAUCUGCAAAUAAAGAAUUAUUUUAUUUUUAUAA
Eriocheir sinensis (Chinese mitten crab) is the source of this 6024-nucleotide messenger RNA. It is a transcript of the gene Trpm, whose product is annotated as transient receptor potential cation channel trpm-like. Gene Ontology annotation, biological process: protein tetramerization; monoatomic cation transmembrane transport. Lineage: Eukaryota; Metazoa; Arthropoda; Malacostraca; Decapoda; Varunidae. Gene Ontology annotation, cellular component: membrane. Bases 284 to 5560 code for a protein of 1758 amino acids. Gene Ontology annotation, molecular function: monoatomic cation channel activity. The record is from RefSeq and is a predicted model, not a curated record. The transcript has 26 exons.